UGCUCCACCCAGGUCCCCGCGGUCCUCCCGCACACCCCUCUAGUCCAGGCCGGGGUCCCUCUCGCUCACGCCGCGCUCCUCCCUGCUCUCCUCUGCUCCCCCUCCCCAGCUCGAGGCGUCGGACAUGCUGAAGCCGGGGGACCCCGGUGGCUCGGCCUUCCUCAAAGUGGACCCAGCCUACCUGCAGCACUGGCAGCAACUCUUCCCGCACGGAGGCGGCGGCGGCCCGCUCAAAGGCAGCGGGACCGCGCUUCCCCUCGGCGCGCCCCAACCCCUGCAGCCUCCGCCGCCGCCGCCUCCGCCUCCGCCGCCUCCCGAGCGCGCCGAGCCUCCUCCGGACGGCCUGCGGCCGCGGCCCGCCUCGCUCUCGUCCGUCUCGUCCACCCCGGCUCCCUCCUCCACCUCCGCCUCUUCUGCCUCCUCCUGUGCAGCCGCCGCCGCCGCCGCCGCUGCCGCCGCCGCGCUGGCGGGUCUCUCGGCCUUGCCGGUGGCGCAGAUGCCGGUGUUCGCGCCCCUAGCUGCUGCUGCGGUGGCCGCGGAGCCGCUGCCCCCCAAGGACCUGUGCCUGGGCGCCUCCUCGGGCCCUGGGCCCGCUAAGUGCGGUGGCGGCGGCGGUGGCGGCGGCGCGGGGGACAGCCGGGGCGUCCCGCGUUUCCGCUGCAGCGCCGAGGAGCUGGACUAUUACCUGUACGGCCAGCAGCGCAUGGAAAUCAUCCCGCUCAACCAGCACACCAGCGACCCCAACAACCGUUGCGACAUGUGCGCGGACAACCGCAACGGGGAGUGUCCCAUGCACGGGCCACUGCACUCGCUGCGCCGGCUUGUGGGCACCAGCAGCGCUGCGGCCGCGGCACCCCCGCCGGAGCUGCCCGAGUGGUUGCGGGACCUGCCGCGGGAGGUGUGCCUGUGCACGAGCACCGUGCCCGGCCUGGCGUACGGCAUCUGUGCGGCGCAAAGGAUCCAGCAGGGCACUUGGAUUGGGCCCUUCCAGGGCGUGCUCCUGCCCCCGGAGAAAGUGCAGACCGGCGCGGUGAGGAACACGCAGCACCUCUGGGAGAUAUAUGAUCAAGAUGGGACACUUCAGCACUUUAUUGAUGGUGGGGAGCCCAGCAAGUCGAGCUGGAUGAGGUAUAUCCGAUGUGCAAGGCACUGUGGAGAGCAGAAUCUAACAGUAGUUCAGUACAGGUCGAAUAUAUUCUACCGAGCCUGUAUAGAUAUCCCCAGGGGCACCGAGCUUCUGGUGUGGUACAACGACAGCUAUACGUCUUUCUUUGGGAUCCCCUUACAAUGCAUUGCCCAGGAUGAAAACUUGAACGUCCCUUCCACAGUCAUGGAAGCCAUGUGUCGACAAGACGCCUUGCAGCCCUUCAGCAAAAGCAGUAAGCUUUCUCCCUCCGGCCAGCAGCGCUCGGUGGUUUUCCCACAGACUCCCUGCAGCAGGAAUUUCACCCUCUUGGAUAAAUCUGGGCCCAUUGAGGCAGGAUUUAGCCAAAUCAACGUGAAGAACCAGCGGGUCCUAGCCAGCCCAACCUCCACCAGCCAGCUGCAUUCGGAGUUCAGCGACUGGCACCUUUGGAAGUGCGGCCAGUGCUUUAAGACUUUCACACAGCGAAUCCUCCUGCAGAUGCACGUCUGCACACAGAACCCGGACAGACCCUACCAGUGUGGCCACUGCUCCCAGUCCUUUUCCCAGCCGUCAGAACUGAGGAACCACGUGGUCACCCACUCCAGCGACAGACCUUUCAAGUGUGGCUACUGUGGCCGCGCCUUCGCUGGGGCCACCACUCUCAACAAUCACAUCCGGACCCACACUGGAGAAAAGCCCUUCAAGUGUGAGCGGUGUGAGAGAAGCUUCACACAGGCCACGCAGCUGAGUCGACACCAGCGAAUGCCCAACGAGUGCAAGCCAAUAACCGAGAGCCCGGAAUCAAUCGAAGUGGAUUAACUGAUUGACUGGCUGGAAUUAAACUGCAAGGAAAGUCAUGAUUAAAUGUCACGGACACUUAAGCAAAACCAAAGAUUUCCUCGGAGCAACUUUCAAUCAGUCCCAGAAAACCAAAAGCAGUAAUAAAAUAAGUAAGAUGUUAAGAGAUAUUGAUCCUGGCAUGGAAGUCAGACCAGGAAAGAGAUUAUUUAUUUAUGACUAGGGAUGAGACUGAUUUCCGUGGACAACUCACCUGGGAUGGCUAGCAUUUCCAGUCCAACCAUGAGUUUGCUUUAUUUCUAAAAAAGCUUUUUUUAAAUAAUAAAAAAAAAAAAAACCUGUUAUUUAAUACCAAAGGGAGGAUUCCUCUGCCCACAGUUGUGAGAAAGAACGCACAGGGACUUGGUUCUCAUUGCACCUUUUUUUUUUCUUUUUUUUUUUUUUUUGGUAGUAGCAUGUUUCAAGGGGACCCGUUGUACGGCCUUCCUCCUUCUGUCGAGGCCUAGCCCACCCGGUGUGGGUGACCCCAUCGAGGAUGGCUGAGGCAGAAGUGAGAACCUGGCUGGCUAGCCCGACGCCACCUGCAGCCUCGGCGUCGGCCCAUGUCUGUAGUUUUCACGUUUCAUGCACUUUCUUGUGGCUCCUUUCCACCCGCCAGCCUGGAACUGAUGCUGGAGAAAGGAAGAAAAAUGGCUUCAGGUGGCCAAGUCGAAGGACGAGCGUGGAGGGCUUGCUUUGUCCUGUCCGGAUGUCAGAAACCUUUACCGUGUACGGCGCUUCACAGUACAAUAUAUCGUCCUGAAGCAGCUAGUGGAGGAAAUGUUGUUUCCGGUAACGUUUUUUAGCUUAAGAAAAAUGAAAACAGAAAUAAAGUUCUUUGGUCUGAGGCUGAGCCGAA
Peromyscus leucopus (white-footed mouse) is the source of this 2822-nucleotide messenger RNA. RefSeq names its product PR/SET domain 6 (gene Prdm6). Gene Ontology annotation, cellular component: nucleus. The record is from RefSeq and is a predicted model, not a curated record. Lineage: Eukaryota; Metazoa; Chordata; Mammalia; Rodentia; Cricetidae. Gene Ontology annotation, molecular function: histone methyltransferase activity; protein binding. The transcript has 7 exons. Bases 125 to 1945 code for a protein of 606 amino acids.